CAGUGUGUCUUGCGCCGCUCAGAGUCCGCCCCGAGGGGGGAAAUACAGAAAGCGACAGAGACCAAACAGCAUGAAAGGGCGAAAUGUACAGUUCAUGGGGGAGAGAGGAGCUGCUGGACCUCUGACAGGAAACAAGAUGACGACUUUCUCUGAGUCGCACAAGACGGUGUUUGUGGUGGAUCACUGCCCCUAUAUGUCAGAGUCGGUCGGCAGCACGUGGAGUUUGAUAUGUUCACUAAGAACCGCACUCAGGAUCAUCCCUCUGGCCCCAAUAUCCAAAUCCCUGUAUACGUGUGCGAUAGAAGCUUCAUUGGAAUAUUCUAGGAUCAUGUACAAUAUAUUUCCCUUCAGAAAACUGGUCAGUGACUCUGGGUCUCGCUCAUUGAAUUCUUGGAAUCAGGAAGACCAGAAUGUGCAGGAAGUGAGUGAUUUUAUACAGAAUUCUGUGCUACUGAGACAAGUAGUGUUACUUCUCUGGGGCAGAUCUUGCCCAGCAAGUGCCAGUUUUGUGCCAGGGAAUGCAAGUCAUAUUGGGUUCAUAUUCCCACUGUAGUUAAUGUUGGCUUUAGGUGUGAUCGGACCCCCCAAUCCCCGCGCAGAUCCGGAGUGCUGCAGUAUUCUGCAUGGUCUAGUGGAGACCACGGAUUGUCAGCACGAGUCCAGGACUACUCUGAUGGGAAACCCAAAUCUGGUGGCAAACAGAGGCCGUGUUAUCUGCAUCACCAACGCCAAAAGGUGCCCCUAUUAUGCCCCACAUUCACUUUAGAAAAUGAUACAUAAGUAGUUUUUAAAAAGAAAAAGUGGAUAUGGGUAACUAUGUGAGUUGUUUCUUAUCGGGGAGGCUGGGGUUAAAUGAAUCACAGAAAGGGCCGUGAUAACAUACAAGUGAUUUAAAUAUAUGCAGGGGGGUUCUUUUGUAAUAUAUAAUUACCUGAUUAUCUUAAUUACCAGCAAGCAUCGUCAUCACAAUGUCCUGCCAGUGUAUGUAAAUAAUGCAUCCAUGUUUGUGAUUAAUGCACCUCGGAAUGAGGCCGAAACAUUAGGCUGUAAGCUCUGCAAUAAAAACAUUUUUA
Xenopus laevis (African clawed frog) is the source of this 1073-nucleotide messenger RNA. It is a transcript of the gene ints13.L, whose product is annotated as integrator complex subunit 13. Lineage: Eukaryota; Metazoa; Chordata; Amphibia; Anura; Pipidae. The record is from RefSeq and is a predicted model, not a curated record. Bases 71 to 553 code for a protein of 160 amino acids. The transcript has 3 exons.